AUGGAGCUCUCCUGCACGCGCCUCUUUUUCUUGAUGCUGCUUGGUUUGUGGUGGCCAGGUUUGGCGUGGCAUCGGGUGGGAGCAGCUCAGGUUCGGGAGCACUACAUAGCCGCAGAGACUACCAGCUGGAGCUACAGACCCCAGUCCAAAGAACAGUCCAGAUUAGACAAUUCAGAGCCUGUGUUUAAGAAAAUUGCCUAUAGAGAGUAUGAAGCAGAUUUUCAGAAAGCAAAACCAAGAGAUACUUUCUCAGGUCUUCUGGGACCAACUCUGCGUGCUGAAGUGGGAGACACUUUAGUAGUUCACUUUAAGAACAUGGCCAACAAACCGCUGAGCAUUCACCCACAGGGCAUAGCUUACAACAAACGGUCAGAAGGUUCCCUGUAUGCUGACAGAACAUCUUCUUUUGAAAAACUGGAUGAUGCUGUGCUUCCAGGCCUGGUGUAUAAAUACACAUGGGAGAUCACUGCGGAAAUUGGGCCUAAAGAAGCCGACCCCCCCUGUCUCACCUAUAUCUAUUACUCACAUGAGAACAUGGUGAUGGACUUUAACUCCGGUCUGAUUGGAGCAUUGCUUAUAUGUAAAAAAGGAAGCCUGAAGGAAGAUGGGACACAGAAGCUGUUUGACAGAGAAUAUGUGUUGAUGUUUGCUGUGUUCGAUGAAAGCAAAAGCUGGCAAAAAUCAACCUCUCUCCUGUACACGAUUAAUGGUUAUGCUAAUGGGACAUUGCCAGACCUAGGAGCUUGCACAUACGAUAACAUUAGCUGGCAUUUGAUAGGAAUGAGCUCCAAACCAGAGAUUUUCUCCAUCCAUUUCAAUGGGCAAGUCCUGGAACAAAAUCGUCACAAGGUCUCGACCGUCAACCUUGUGGGAGGUGCAUCGACCACAGCAAACAUGACUGUGAGCCAGAAAGGAAGGUGGCUGAUAUCUUCUCUUGUCCAGAAGCAUCUGCAAGCUGGAAUGCACGGUUACCUCAACAUAGAAGAACAUGCGGGGAAAGACGUGUUCAAGAAGAAAUUCUCCUUUAAGGAAGUGCGUAUGAUUAAGGACUGGGAAUAUUUCAUUGCUGCGGAAGAAAUCACCUGGGAUUAUGCUCCAGAAAUUCCAGAGACCAUUGAUAGUUCAGACAACAGCACUCUGAGUAAAGCCGUUCAACCAGGGGAAACCUACACGUAUAAAUGGAGGGUCAUGGACACCGAUCAGCCCACUGCACAGGAUGCCCAGUGUCUAACGAGAUUAUAUCACAGUGCUGUAGAUGUAACCAGGGAUAUAGCCUCUGGACUGAUUGGCCCACUUCUGAUUUGUAAAAGUGAAGCACUGGACAAGAGGGGUGUGCAGAAAAAGGCAGAUGUAGAGCAGCAGGCCGUGUUUGCCGUGUUUGAUGAAAACAAGAGUUGGUACUUAGAGGAUAACAUCAAGCAGUACUGCAGCAACCCCUCCAGCGUUAAAAGGGAUGAUCCCAAGUUCUACAGGUCUAACGUAAUGCACACAAUAAAUGGCUACAUGUCUGACAGCACUGAAAUCCUGGAAUUUCCCCAUGACAGAAUUGUACAGUGGCACAUCUCCAGUAUUGGCACCCAGGAUGAGGUAGUGUCCAUACACCUUUCUGGUCACACUUUUUUGACUCAAGGGAAGUAUGAAGAUGUACUGAAUCUUUUUCCCAUGAGUGGAGAAUCGGUCACUGUAGAAAUGAACAACGCUGGUACGUGGCUUUUUGCAUCCUGGGGUUCCCCUGAGAUGAGCCAUGGCAUGAGGCUGAGGUUUAGAGAUGCCAAGCAUGAAAAAGAUGUAGAUUAUUCUGAUGAGGACGGCCCAUAUGAUAUCAUAGAAUUCCCCUCUGAGAAGACUCAUCAAAAUGUGCCUGUCACCUCACCCCAAACUGGAGGAGAAACAGAAAAAAAACAGCAGUCUUCUGAUGAUUUUGAUGACCAAGAUUUUCUGGCCUCAAGUUUGGGACUUCGGACAUUUGGGAAGAAAUCAAUGGUCCAGGAGGAAAUGCAGAAUCUUACUGCUCUGGCCAUAGAUGAGAACUUUGGCACCAUCAUUAAGAGUGCUGAUGUGUCUGCUGGCUCAGAUCCGCCAUUCAGUGAUACCUUGGACACUGAUGUGCUCUUGGAAACUCAAAGCACUGCUCUCCCAACCAAGGCUGGGUCCCUCCAUAAAAAUUACACAGUGGCAGCAGAACAGUCACUUCCAGUCACCACAACAGCAGUAAGUCCUGACUUGGCAUCUGAAGCUGGAAACCAAAGUGACUAUGAAGCAAAUCAGAGUCAGAUGUCAGGAAAUUAUGAGAAAACACUUGCAGGUGAACUACUGAGGAACAGGGAAGAAGCCCAAACAAAAGAUGCCGCAGAACUGUUACCUGACAGGGGGGACAGCAUGAAGUCCUUCUUUGCAACACUCUAUUCAGAGGAGCCGCAAGAGGAAAAUUCAGGAGGAGAAUACAAUUUCUCCAGUUCAGAUAUGUUAGGGACUGACCAAUUUCCAAAUGAAUAUGUUGAGGACCAGGAUGUGGAGGAGGUAGAGGAGGAGGAAACCAAGAAAGAAAAUGCUGAAUUUCCCAAACAUGCAGAUAACUUGACUUUUGCUGUGGGACACAGGGCAGAAAACAAUGAGUUAAACAUGUUCAAUCUUUCUGACUUAGAACUACCCAAAGAUAAACAAAGAAAUUUUACUCUAGAUUAUGCAUCAGAUAUCUUAAUUUCUACUCGCAGCCCAGUGGUGGCAAAGGACAUGCUGGGAAAGCUGUCGCCAAGAGGUAUGAAGUCUCCAUAUAAAAUUAUGAAUGAGAAAAGGAAUUUGGCCUCUGGGAAGGAGAGUUAUGGGAUGGAGACAAAUUCAGCUCAGGCUACUGAUAAAUUACAGAAUCGUUCCAGAAAUGCUACAAUGCCUACAAGAGAGAGUGUGUCCCUGAAUAAGAAGAAGCAAGGAAAAUUCAAAGGCUACUCACAGUUUACAAAGGGUCAUUGGAAAGUAAGCAGCAAGCAUCCAAUGCUGAAAGGGGAAGAGAGAAAUGUGAAUGGCACCUUGAGUACAUCUGUGACUCUCAUCAAGUCCCGAAGGAGGAAAAAGGAUAAUCAAAAGUAUAGUAGUCUCUCAUUGACACCCAGAGGUGUGAGACCCCCAAAGAUACCUGGAGAGCAAAACUGCACAUUAUUGUCCAGUGAGGCCAACCACACAGUGUCCCUUUGUGAGACCAACAAUACAGCAUUGCCCAGUGAGGCCAACCUCCCGGUUUUGCCAAGCAGGGCUAACUACACGCUGACCCCAAGACAAUUUAAGCCAGUCAUCAUAGGGCUUCCCAGUGGGAAUGGGGACUCCAAGGAGCAUGUUCCAGGAGGCUCUGACCGUUUGGAAAUUGCAGAUGACCAAUAUACAAGGGACCCCAGAUUCAACAUUAAUAAUGUCCGUAACCCUGAUGACAUUGCUGUGCAUCAUCUACACAACAGAGGGAACAUGAGAAGAUACUACAUUGCAGCCGAAGAGGUCUUCUGGGACUAUGCAAGACUAAAGAAAAGCACAAUGAGGAAUGAGAGAACCAGCCAUGAUGGGGGCAACACCAUAUACAAAAAAGUGAUUUUCCGAAGCUAUGUGGAUAGUACCUUUACAACUCGGGAGCCUGAAGGGGAGUAUGAAGAACACCUGGGUAUCCUGGGUCCUGUUAUCAGGGCUGAGGUGGAUGAUGUCAUCCAAGUUCAUUUUAAAAAUCUGGCAUCCAGACCAUAUUCCCUCCAUUCUCAUGGGCUUUUCUAUGAGAAAUCCUCUGAGGGAAGCAGUUAUGAAGAUGAGUCUCCAGACUGGUUCAAAAAGGAUGAUGCAGUUCAGCCAAAUGACACCUAUACCUAUGUAUGGUUUGCAACCAAGCGGUCUGGACCUAUACAACCUGGAGCAGCCUGUAGGUCCUGGGCCUAUUACUCCAGUGUAAACCCGGAGAAAGAUAUUCACUCAGGCUUGAUUGGUCCAAUCUUGAUCUGUCGAAAGGGAACCCUCAGUACAAGUAACAACAGGCCAGUAGAUACCCGAGAGUUUGUCCUGCUUUUUAUGGUCUUUGAUGAAGAGAAAAGCUGGUACUUCAAUAAGCAUUCCAAAAGGACUUACAGUGAGAAGACCUCAGAAGUGCAAAAAUACCAUAAAUUCCAUGCCAUUAAUGGGAUCAUAUAUCACUUGCAAGGACUGAGGAUGUAUAAAGAUGAACUGCUCCGAUGGCACUUGUUGAAUAUGGGCGGGUCAAAAGAUAUUCACGUGGUUCACUUUCAUGGUCAGACCUUCACAGAAGUCCCUGGGCAUCAGCUUGGUGUCUAUCCUCUCCUUCCAGGCUCAUUUCGAACUAUUGAAAUGACACCACCAAAAGCUGGCAUGUGGCUUUUAGACACCGAAGUGGGGGAAUAUCAGCAAGCUGGAAUGCAGGCCUCCUUUAUCGUUGUAGAAAAAGAGUGCAAGUUACCAAUGGGCCUAAUGAAUGGACUUAUACUUGAUUCACAGAUCAGUGCUUCUCAUCACAUAAACUAUUGGGAGCCUAAAUUAGCUAGAUUAAACAACGCUGGAAAAUAUAAUGCUUGGAGCACUGACAUGGAGCAAAGUGAAUUUCCAUGGAUCCAGGUGGACCUGCAAAGGCAAGUUCUGAUCACAGGGAUACAGACGCAGGGAGCCAAGCAGUUGAUGAAGUCCUUGUAUGUCAAAGAGUUCUUUAUGACUUACAGCAAGGACAAACGGAAGUGGAUCACCUUCAUAGGAAACAGCACUGGGGGACAGAAGUUGUUUGAAGGUAAUUCAGAUGCCCAUGGGAUAAAAGACAACCAUAUUGAUCCACCUAUCAUUGCUAGGUAUAUUAGGGUUUAUCCAACUGACUCCUACUACAGGCCUACUCUUCGCAUGGAACUCCUGGGCUGCGAAGUCGAAGGUUGCUCUCUGCCACUGGGAAUGGAAAAUGGGGAGAUCAAGAAUGCUCAGAUUACAGCUUCUUCCUAUAAGAAAUCCUGGUAUAACUCAUGGGAGCCUUCCCUCGCGCGUCUCAAUCAGCAAGGGAGGAUAAAUGCCUGGCAAGCGAAGUCAAACAACCACCAGCAGUGGCUGCAGAUUGAUCUCCUCAAAGCGAAGAAGAUAACCGCUAUCACAACCCAGGGUUGCAAGUCCAUGUCUACGGAGCAGUUUGUGAAAACCUACGCCAUCCUUUACAGAGAUGAAGGCACAGAAUGGAAACCUUAUAUGGAUGACUCCACUUCAGUGGGAAAGGUAUUUGGGGGGAACGAGAACAGCAGCGGACAGGUCAAGCAUUUCUUAAAUCCACCCAUAUUUUCCAGGUUCAUCCGCAUUGUUCCUAAAACCUGGAAUCGAAGCAUUGCUCUUCGGGUAGAACUCUUUGGUUGUGAUCCUUUCUAG
Molecule: messenger RNA, 5379 nt
Organism: Emys orbicularis (European pond turtle)
Lineage: Eukaryota; Metazoa; Chordata; Testudines; Emydidae
Product: coagulation factor V-like
Exons: 23
Coding region: 1-5379 (1792 amino acids)
Cellular component (GO): plasma membrane
Molecular function (GO): signaling receptor activity; copper ion binding; oxidoreductase activity
Source: RefSeq, a predicted model, not a curated record